GUGUGGUUAUGUUCUGCGAUUGAUCUGUCAUUAAAUAUUUGACAUAAUGUUAGAAAUUGGUAAAUUCAAGUUAAUCGCAAUUUAAUAUAAGAGAAAAUAUGAUUUUGAGUUUUUUGGGUGUAUUCGGACGCGGUGGAAAAAUAUUAGAACUGACGUCGCACAAUUUCGAAAAUAUUAUUAAUGCGAAUCCGUAUAUUUUGGUUAAUUUUUAUUCGCCUUUUUGUAAAUAUUGUAUACGAUUCGCGCCCGAAUUUAAAAAAACGGCCAAGAAAAUUUUCAAAAAACGAAAAUUUAUUACGGUUGCCCAAAUUGACGCUGCCAAUGAAACUGCUAUAGCUAACCAACAAGGGAUUGAGAGAUACCCCACUUUAAAAUUUUUCAAACACAGUAUACCAUGUAGAUACGACGGGCCACAAGAAUCCGCAAAAAUAUUACAAUGGAUGGAGAGACAUAUAGCCAAAUAAAAUCAUCAAAAUUAUAUCUGGAAUAUAGAAAAAAUAAAAAUUGAGUUGCAAAA
This is a messenger RNA of Diorhabda carinulata, 517 nucleotides long. RefSeq names its product protein disulfide-isomerase-like. Bases 99 to 464 code for a protein of 121 amino acids. Gene Ontology annotation, biological process: response to endoplasmic reticulum stress; protein folding. Lineage: Eukaryota; Metazoa; Arthropoda; Insecta; Coleoptera; Chrysomelidae. Gene Ontology annotation, cellular component: endoplasmic reticulum. Gene Ontology annotation, molecular function: protein disulfide isomerase activity. The transcript has 2 exons. The record is from RefSeq and is a predicted model, not a curated record.